Protomyces lactucae-debilis is the source of this 2732-nucleotide messenger RNA. Its product is annotated as MCM2/3/5 family-domain-containing protein. The transcript has 3 exons. Gene Ontology annotation, molecular function: ATP hydrolysis activity; single-stranded DNA helicase activity; single-stranded DNA binding. The coding region runs from base 116 to 2626 and encodes 836 amino acids. Lineage: Eukaryota; Fungi; Ascomycota; Taphrinomycetes; Taphrinales; Protomycetaceae. The record is from RefSeq and is a predicted model, not a curated record. Gene Ontology annotation, biological process: double-strand break repair via break-induced replication; mitotic DNA replication initiation; DNA strand elongation involved in DNA replication. Gene Ontology annotation, cellular component: MCM complex; nucleus.
AGUCGCGAAUUUGGAGUCGCGAAAAGUGAAUUUGAAUUUGACUGCAGACAAGCGACAGACGCGACUUGUGCAACGGCCAACGCACUCUGCAUACCCAAUUGCAAAGGCACCAGCCAUGAACGACCUCCCAGUCUUCCAGGAUGAGGUGUUUCUGACGCGUGUGCGUACUUUCGAGGAGUACCUCGACCAUACUGCAACAAGCACAUACAGCGCAGACCAGGUCAACUACCGCGAUGCCAUUUUGCGCAUGCUCAAUACACAAUCACGAAGGCUCGUCGUCAACCUGGAUGAGAUUCGCGACUAUAAUCGGGAACUCGCGCGAGGAAUCCUCAUGAGCCCUGCUGAAUACCUCCCAGCCUUUGACAAGGCUCUCAAGAACGUUGUCCUGACUUUGCGCGACCCGACACGCCACAAAGUAGACGACCAACCUUUUUACGUUGCCUUUGCUGGCUCCUUUGGGGAAAACCACGUCAACCCCAGGACAUUGCGUGCCAUGCAUCUUGGCCGCCUCAUAUCGAUGGAAGGUAUCGUCACGCGAUGCUCCCUUGUGCGGCCCAAGGUGGUCAAGUCUGUCCAUUACUGCGAAGCCACAAAAGAGUUCCUAUCACGCGAAUAUCGAGAUGCGACUAUGGGCGAUGGCAUUGCAGGACCGAGUGUCUAUCCGACAGAAGACCGUGACGGCAACAAACUCACGACCGAAUACGGUUACUCUACUUACCGUGAUCAUCAGACCAUCAGCAUUCAAGAGAUGCCUGAACGUGCACCAGCUGGUCAGCUGCCUAGAAGUAUCGACGUGAUCAUGGAUGAUGACUUGGUUGAUCGAUGCAAGCCUGGAGACCGUAUCCAGCUGGUGGGUGCCUAUCGAUCUUUGGGAGGAGGCAACGGCUCUGUUGCUGGGACAUUCACGACGCUCCUACUUGGCAAUCAUGUUGUCCUCCUCUCGAGCAAGUCAGGAGGUGGUAUUGCACAGCAACAGAUGUUUGAUCUUGAUAUCCGCAACAUCAACAAGAUUGCAAAGAAGAAGAACAUCUUUGAGCUUGUCUCUCAGUCCUUGGCACCCAGUAUUUACGGUCAUGACUACAUCAAGAAGGCUAUUCUGCUCAUGUUGCUCGGAGGUAUGGAAAAGAACCUCGACAACGGUACCCAUAUCCGUGGUGACAUCAAUAUUCUCAUGGUGGGUGACCCCUCGACUGCGAAAUCUCAGAUGCUGCGAUUCGUCCUCAAUACAGCACCACUGGCCAUUGCCACUACUGGCAGGGGUUCGUCUGGUGUGGGUUUGACUGCAGCUGUCACAACCGACAAGGAGACUGGCGAACGUCGAUUGGAAGCCGGUGCCAUGGUGCUCGCUGAUCGUGGCGUUGUGUGCAUCGACGAGUUUGACAAAAUGUCUGAUGUCGAUCGAGUCGCCAUUCACGAAGUGAUGGAGCAACAGACAGUGACCAUUGCCAAGGCUGGAAUUCACACUAGUUUGAAUGCGCGAUGCUCAGUCAUUGCUGCUGCCAAUCCCGUCUAUGGACAAUAUGAUGCGCACAAAGACCCUCACCGCAAUAUUGCAUUGCCGGAUUCGCUUCUUUCGCGGUUCGACUUGUUGUUUGUUGUUACCGAUGAUAUCGACGAUGCACAAGAUCGUCGCAUCUCGGAGCACGUCUUGCGCAUGCAUCGCUACCUGGCUCCUGACAUGGAAGAAGGCCAACCCGUGCGUGAAGAUGGCGGCCAAUUGCUUGGCGUUGGAGGCACAGAUACUUCCACAGAGGCUGAACAGGCCUCACCCGUCUUUGAAAAGUACAAUCAGAUGCUGCACGCUGGUGUAACUUAUACGAAUCGUCGCUCAAAGCAAAAAGAGGUGUUGUCCAUGGCUUUUGUCAAGAAGUACAUCCAAUAUGCAAAAACGCGUAUUCGACCUGUCCUGUCCAAGGGAGCAGCCGACCACAUUGUCUUGACGUAUGGUAACUUGCGAAACGACGAAUUGGGCGCGAAUCAACGCAAAACAGCCCCAAUGACUGCACGUACGCUCGAGACGCUCAUUCGACUUGCAACGGCGCAUGCCAAAGCGAGAUUGUCGAAUCGUGUGGAUCCGCGCGAUGCUGAGGCUGCAGAGGAAAUCUUGAGGUUUGCUUUGUUUAAGGAGGUCGUGCAAGUAGACCGGCGGAAACGUCGACGAACGACACCAGAGGGUGGCGAAGCGAUGGACGAGGAUGACUCGGAGGAUGAUGAGGAAGAAGAGGAGGAAGUCGCACCACAAAGUCAACGAAGCACAAGACGUGCAAGAGCUGCUGCGGCGUCCUCUGCUCCUGUUGCAGACGCUGCUUCUGAUGAUGAGAUGGAUGGACCUGCCACUGCGGCCGCUGACGAGGAGGACGAGGAGGAAGAAGAGGCUGCGGCGCCUUCCAGCGGACCCGUGCUUAGCGAUGCGCGGUACAAGCAAUUCGAAAAUCGCCUUGCACAGCUCAUCAGCACUCCGGUGUUUGCGGACGACACAUGCACAACAGAAGAUCUGCUGCCGGAGAUGAACAAGACGCUGCCGGCCUCGGACUUGUUUAGUGCUGGUGAAAUGGCGGUUGCCCUGGAGAAGAUGACUGCCCUCAACAAGAUAUUUGCGUCUGGUGGUGUCGUGUACAAGGUAUAGACUGCAUGUUUCUGUGUCCCUAGCCCAGGCCUGCUCUUCUCUUGCACUGAGUUGUAUCUGAUUGUAUUCAGUUGUCUCUACUAUUAAUUCCGCUGACUCAUCCCCU